This is a messenger RNA of Spinacia oleracea (spinach), 3665 nucleotides long. RefSeq lists its product as uncharacterized. The record is from RefSeq and is a predicted model, not a curated record. The transcript has 4 exons. Gene Ontology annotation, biological process: DNA transposition. Lineage: Eukaryota; Viridiplantae; Streptophyta; Magnoliopsida; Caryophyllales; Amaranthaceae. The coding region runs from base 459 to 3665 and encodes 1068 amino acids. Gene Ontology annotation, molecular function: transposase activity; DNA binding; zinc ion binding.
AUGCCCCUGAGGUUUGCAAUAAUGCACCAAAUACACCUGCGCGUUUCAAAAUUCAUAAAAUACCCCUAAAGUUCCGUACUGUUCAUUAAAUGCUCCUGGAUUUAACGGACGUUAGCUUGCCGUUAGUGACGUUUUACCAAUUUGCCCUUAAUUGUUGUUUGGCGCGAUUUAGGUAACAAUUGUGACUGAAAUUCCAAAAAAAAAAAAACUUCUCAACUUCUCUUCUUUCUCUCUCCUUUCCCCUGUUCUUCAACCCUCAUCAAUUCUACUGUAACUGACAAAAUUCUGGGUAGAUCUUCAAGAAUUUAGUGAAAUUUGUUGCGUUCUCUUUUGGCGAGUUCGUGGGUGUUCGUUUGGUGAAUUCGCGACAAAAAGGGGGCAACUUGGAGGCGAUUUAGAGCUUCGGGUGCAGUGGACGAACAAGGGCCCUUUUCCUAGUUGGAUUAUCUACUUCAAGGAUGACUGCAAUGUGGUUGUUAUUGCAUCAUGGAUCACAUAGCUUUGAUGUGAGAGUUACAGACAUGGAAAAGUAUCGUCUUUUGAGGUUAUUUUUGGAUAUUUUUGAGGAAUCUGUUAGGCAGGAUGUGUUUUUACCUAGUACAUUUGCCCUGUUUAUUGAGUCUCCCUGUGGUAGAGUUGAGUUGGUAUAUGAUAAGACAAUGAAGCUAAUGUGGGGAUGGAAUUGGGGUAAGGACACUGCUGAAAUAUGGGUUGAGGGUACAGACAAACCAGGAGUGGUGUUUAGAAAUGCUGUUGCCACAAUUGAGCAUCAUAGGAAGGAGAGUGAGAGAAAGCUCAAAGAGAGACAAGAUGAACUUCUUAGGGCUCAAAGAAAGGAGGAAGAGGAAAUGAGGAAAAAACAGGAGAGAGAGGACAUUUUAAGGGAACUUCAAGAACAAAUGGAGUACACAAUAGCUGUGGAGGUGCCUGUGGUUGAUUGUGAGGACUUAAGCACUGAGUAUGUGAGGAUUAUAAGCAAGGAUGGUGCUGAUGAGGUGUUUCCAGGAGCCUCUCAACCACAACCCACACAAGAAUCUUCACCCUCCAAAAAACCUACUUCUCCUAAACCAAAACAAAAGGCCAAAGUCAAGCCAACUACUCCAAAAGCUCCUAAGGUUCCUAAAGCCAAGAAACUGACCCCUAAGAGGAGACCCACCCCAACUCAAAAACAGGCCACACCAAAGGCAAAAAAACCCACCCCAACAACAAAAAAGCCCACCUCAACACCACAGCAACCCACCCCAACUCCAGAACAAUCAAUCCCACCAGCACAGCAACCCACCCCAACAACACAGCAGCCCAUCCCACCACCACAGCAACCCAACCCAUCACCACAAACACACCCCACCCAUUCCCCACCACCACAGAACACCCAAAAUGAUCAACCACCCCAUUCCCCACCACCACAGAACACCCAAAAUGAUCAGCCACCCCAUUCAACACCAACACAGAAUCAGUCUGAAGCUGUUAAAAGGAAGGGGGCCAGAACUAGACCUACAGGGUUCAGGGUGAACAAAGUGACUGCCAAGAAAGCUGGAACUUGGGUAUCCAAAGGGAAGGGCAUAGGUAGGAAGGGUACAGGGAGGUCAAAGAGUGCAAGGGUGUUCACUAAUAUUGAGGAUAUAGGUUCAGAAGAGGAGAGUGAGGAUUCAGAUUGGGAGGAAUCUGAACCAGACUCUGAACUAGAGGAGGAUAAACUUGAUGAUUGGGUUGACUCUGAUGUGGAGGCUGAGGUGAUAACAGAUGAUGUUCCUGACUUAUUGUUUGAGGAAUGUUUGGAUGGUUCUAGUAAGAUGGAUAAGGCCUACAAGAAUGGAAAGAUAUGGACUCAUCAACCAUAUGGGUCCAUCAAAUUAGAACCUUGGUUGAUCUUUCCAGACAAGUCCACUUUCCUAGAUGUUUUGAGGAGUUUUUGCAUACAAGAGGGGUUUGGACUAAGUGUUGAGAGGGCUGACAGUAAGAGGUACACUGCAGUGUGUGCAAUAGAAACUUGUGACUGGAGGAUACAUGCAAGUAAGAUGUUUGACAGUGUCAGUUGGGCUAUUAAGGGGAUCAGUGGGUGCCACAAAACUUGUGGGAGAUUGGAGGAGAACCCUGUGGUGACCUCUGAGUGGCUAUGUAAGAACAUGAUGAGUCUAAUUGAGGCCAACACUGAAAUUCCUGUUGAGACAUUGAGAAGGUAUGCACAGGAGACAUUUCAAUUGAGGGUUAAAAAGAGAUUGUUGUACAAAGUAAGGAGUAUGGCAGUAGAGAAGAUACAUGGUGGUUGGGCUGAGGCUUAUGAGUUGCUUCCUAGGUAUGCUGAGAUGAUUAAACAGACAAACCCAGGAAGUUAUGCACUGAUUUCAUGGGGUGCUACAAGUGGGGAUGUGAACCCCAAGUUCAGAGCUUGUUUCUUCUCCUUUGCUGCUCAAGUCAAGGGGUUUUUGAGGGGGUGCAGGCCUAUAAUUGGAAUAGAUGGGGCUCAUCUAAGUGGGUUUUACAAGGGAAUCCUACUCACAGCUGUUGGCAUUGAUGGGAACAAUGAAAUAUUUGUUCUGGCUUAUGGGAUAGUGGACACUGAGAGCUGUGAUAGUUGGACACAUUUCAUGAGAUGCUUGAGGCAGAUGUUUGAGCAAGAGGGUUGCAACAAAGAUGAUUGGACCUUCAUCAGUGACAGGAUGAAGGGAGUUGACUUGGCAGUGAGAGAUACUUUUCCUAGAGCUACUAGGAGAGUUUGCUGCCAACACUUGUACAUGAAUUGCAAAAACAAUGGAUUUAGUGGAUCUGCUUUCUUCAAACUGUUUUGGAUAGCUGCAAAUGCACACAAUGAGUAUGUGUAUGGUAAAGCAUUAGAGAAGAUCACUGCUCAUGAUCCAAAUGCUGCUGCAUACUUGGACACAUGCCAGGAGCAGUGGUCCAGGCAUAUGUUUGACCCUGCUGUUUGUUGUGAUCACAACACAACAAACUUUGUGGAGUCAUUCAAUGCAUGCACAAAACCAUACAGAGACAUGCCUGUAUUCUCAUUGUUGGAAGCAAUAAGAAAGUGGUGUAUGGAGAGGGUUGGGGCAAGAUUUGACAUGGCAAUUGAUAUGGAGGAUGGUCAGUUGACUGAGUAUGCCAAGAAAGAGGUGGAUGAAAGAACAGGAGAGUCUAGGUUCUGCUAUGCUACAGCCUGUGGUGAGGGGGAAUUUGAGGUCAGAGAUGCACAUGUGAACUUCCCCAUCAGGUUAUCAACUAGAAGCUGUGGGUGUGGGAAGUGGCAAAUUUCUGGAAUCCCCUGCAAGCAUGCACUCAGGGUGAUUUAUGACCAAAGGCUGAACCCCAUUGAUUUUGUCUCCCCAUUCUUCAAGUCUGCUGCAUACAAGCUUACAUAUGCAGACCACAUUCACCCCAUGUCAGACCCAACACAGUGGCCUAACUUUUCUCUCCCUACCAUUCAGCCUCCAGUCAUCAAAAGACAAGCUGGCAGACCUGCUAAGAAGAGAAAGAGAGGACCAAAUGAACCCAGGAAGGGGAAGAGAAACAGCAAUGUGAAAUGUGGAAAGUGCAGGGAGUUUGGUCAUAACUCAAGGACAUGUAAGAAUGGAGGACCAAGCACUGGACCAAGCACUUCAGCAGCAGCAGGAGCAAGUACAUCACAAGGGGGUUCAAGGGGGAGGAAAAGAGCAAACACAGCAACUUAA